AUGUCCAACCUGCCCGGCCUCCUCAUUGACAUUCCGCGCAACCCGAUCCUCGCGGUGGGUAUCCCCGUCGCGGUCGGUGUUGUGAACGGGUUCGCCACCAAGUCGUCCAACUACUCUGCCGAUUCGGUGUGGUACAAAUCGCUCAAAAAGCCGUCGCUGAACCCUCCGUCGUCGUACUUUGGCAUUGUGUGGCCUGCCCUGUACGCGUCCAUGGGCUGGGCGUCGCACCUUACCGUCAAAGCUCUCGAUCGAACGCCGCCCGGUUUCGGUCGCGACACGGCCAAAAAGGCGCUCACCCUCUACUGGGUCCAGCUCGGCCUGAAUGCGCUCUGGUCACCGCUCUUCUUUGGCACGGGCAACGUGGGCUUGGCGCUCGUCAACAUUGGCGCGCUCACAGGUACCGUUGGAUACUGGGCCGCCACCGUCAAGGAUGUAGACGAAACGGCCGGCUGGUUGGCGCUCCCUUAUGUCGGCUGGAUGGUCUAUGCCACCUACCUCAACGCUAGCAUCUGGUGGCAGAACUACGGCUCCUCCAAGUUCGGAAAGCUCAAGAAGGACGCCAAGGAUCUUUAA
Messenger RNA from Mycosarcoma maydis (corn smut), 573 nucleotides. RefSeq lists its product as uncharacterized. Lineage: Eukaryota; Fungi; Basidiomycota; Ustilaginomycetes; Ustilaginales. Bases 1 to 573 code for a protein of 190 amino acids. The transcript has 2 exons. Gene Ontology annotation, cellular component: mitochondrial outer membrane. The record is from RefSeq and is a predicted model, not a curated record.